Messenger RNA from Cydia splendana, 1837 nucleotides. RefSeq lists its product as uncharacterized. Bases 249 to 641 code for a protein of 130 amino acids. The transcript is spliced from 3 exons. The record is from RefSeq and is a predicted model, not a curated record. Lineage: Eukaryota; Metazoa; Arthropoda; Insecta; Lepidoptera; Tortricidae.
UUACAACAACAACCGAAGCUACAACUAUAACAACUGAACCUACAACUGUGACAACCGAAGCUACUACAACAACUGAGGCCACAAGUACAACAGUAGAACCUACUACUACUUCAACCACAGAGGCUGUUCCUACUACGACUAUACCUACGACUUUAACAACCGAAGCUACGACUAUAACAACUGAACUUACAACUACGACAGCUGAGGCUACAGCUGAUACAACUGAACUAACUACGGCAGCUGAAGCUAUGACUACUAUAUCUGAACCUAUGACUACUACAUCUGAACUCACUACUAUGACAACUGAAGCCACCGCUACUAUCAGACAGCAGGCUUCUGACCUCGCCGGCAGCUUAAGUGUAAAAAACCGAUUCUACAGGAGUGUCAAGCAAAAUAGAGAAGAUGACGUGCAAGUGCGAUGCGUUGUCACCAGUUACAUGGAAGAAAACGGGGAAGAAAAUGUAGUUCGCGGCUGUUCAUAUGAACCGGCGAACACAACAGUCCGUUGCCACGAAACCAUCGGACGGGAUGACGUGGACCUCGUCCGGUGUUCCGUUUGCGACGGCGAUCUUUGCAACUCCGCGGCGGCUGCGGCCAUCACUUUUGUACCAUUCAUCUUAGGGUUAUUGAUUAAUUUAUAAAUAACUAGCGACCCGCUCCGGCUUCGCACGGGUUAACAAAUUAUACACCUGAACCUUCCUCAAAAAUUACUCUAUUGAUAGAUGAAAACCGCAUGAAAAUUUGUUCAGUAGUUUUUGAGUUUAUCGCGAACAUACAAACACACAAACAGAGUGACGCGGCGGGGGAGUUUGUCUUAUAAGGUGUAUAUGACGAUACAGAUUGUAAGUAGACUCUGACCACGCUUAGUUUACUUUGGCAGUCAGAAACUCGUCGUAGCCCUUGCCAUGAAAACUUAGCGUGAUCUGAUAGUCAUGAAUUACCGAUACCGGUGCGAUAGUAUUAAUGUGUGUAUGUAUUUAUUGGUACAAACGAUACCUCUAAUGAUUAUAAGUAAUAAUUAUAACUAUUUUAUUUAUUAAGGUACAGGACGUUAAGAACGAAAUCAUAUCUUAGACACUUCAGUUCCUUUUAUUUUGUCUAUUAGUUAGGUAGGUAUGCAAUGAAAGUAAUUUCAUGUGAAUGUGAUUUAUGUAAAAUGAUGUUCAUAAAGUAGUCAUGCAAUUUUGCGGCUUGGUGUACACGUACAGGUACACCAGGUACAUUAUACAGGUAUACGUAUAAUGUUUAUAGAUUAAGUAACUUCUUUUUUUUUAAUAUUGUGUGUUCUGUAUUCGCUGUUGUGGCAAUAAUACAUCUACUUUCUUUCUUUCUUUCUUUCAAAACUAGGUAUCUGCUUAGCACAUCUGCAUCUUUGUACUUAUACCUACUUACUUACUAUCUUAAGCUAAUCGUUUGGUUUGAGUUUGAAUGAAUUCCAUUCAUAAGUGAGCAUGCACUUUUGCACCCCGCUGUACAUAUGUUGAUAGUUUCGAUGAUUUGAAUGUGUUUUAGGUAGAUAAAAUGGAAAAUAAUGCAGGUUUGUACUACAUGUUAGUUGUAAAUACGAAAAUGUCUAUGAAAUAUAUUUCAACUUAUAAAAUGUAACCUAGGUAAUAAAUAUUUUUUUAUACAAAAUGAUAACGUUUGCCUUUUUUUCACGACAUCAUAUUGCUUUUAAACAACAAGUAUUUAUCUUUUACAUCGUGUUUAGUUCUGCACAAAAGAUGACCGCCCUUUCAGGGCAUGCACACUUGCACAGCACUCGAAUGAUAUCAUAAGUACUUGAAGAAAAUGUAUUUUUGUAUGAGUGACAACACAAUUAUCAGAUAAUGUGCAC